UCUCACACUUGGCUACAAUGUUCAUGACAACUAUUUGAGCACAAUUGGUACUUCAGAUGCCUUGCUGGACAUGCUCUCUACUGGAGAAGCCAAUGUUCCCAACUACAGCUGUGGAAGGAAGGACAAUCUUUUGGCUCUUCUUGAUGGAGCUAAGAGGGACAUCUCCAGCCAGAUGUCAACAUUAAUAGGCACCUACAAAGUCUCUCAGAUCAAUUGUGCAUUUGGUUCAGAAGCUCUGAAGGAAAAAAGUCAAUUCCCCUUUCACCAUCAGCUUUUACCCAAAAAAGGGUUCUUCUACCAAAGAACUAUCCAAGUGCUCCUGCAUUUCAGAUGGACCUUGAUUGGUCUCUUUGCUUCAGACACAGAGGAGGGAGAGCAUUUCAUGAGGACAUUGACUCCUACGCUUGUCAGGAAUGGAAUUUGUAUUGUUAUAUCUCAACAAUUCUCAACAACUGGAAAUACAGCACCCAUCAGGGAGGCCAUCUCUAAGUGGAGACAAGUCAAUGUCUAUGUUCACUUCAUAGAAUUUGUUUCCCUUUUGGACAGAAUUCUUCCUUUCCAUUUAACACUUGGGCAUUUGCCAGGACCUGUUGAAGGGAAAAUCUGGAUCAUGGCAACUUAUGUGGAUUGCCCAAUUAAAAGUAGUAAAAUUCUCAGAUUUGUCCAUAGUAUUUGGAACUUUGCUUUACAGGUUAGAAAAAGGCGAAAAGAUUAUGGCUUUGAAUCAGGUCUCUUUCUGGAACGCAGAUAUGAAGAUAAGUCCUUUCGCUGUUCUUUUUCCAAGCACAUCUUUUCUGUCAAAGGACGAAGAAGAUGUACCCAGAAAUCACCACUGGAGACCCAAAAGAAAAGGAACAGUAUCUGGAUGCAGAAUGACUCCUAUAUUUACAGUUUCAUUUUGACUCUGGCCCAUGCCUUGAAUGCAGCAUAUUUAUCUGUAUCACAGAGGAGAAGAAAGGAGAGUAAAAAUAUAUUUGGGGCACCAAGGCUACAACCAUGGCAGUUCCAUCCCUUUCUGGCUAAGAAUGAGUUUUGGAAUUUUUCUCGAGACAAACUGUACUUGAAACCAAAUGGAGAUGUAGAAGGAGAUCUGAUGAUCAGGAUCUGCAGGGCUUCUGCAAAGGAUAAUUCUGUACUUGAAAAAGUGGAGAAUUUUGAUAGACAGAUACUUAUUAACAACCAAGAUGCUCUUUCACAGCUAAAAUUGCUCAGGAAGUCUCUGCCUGAAUCCAAAUGUGGAGAAAAUUGUUAUCCUGGAUUUGUCAAACGGGUUCGAGAAGGAGAGCCAGUAUGCUGCUAUGACUGUGUUCCUUGUCCGGAAGGGACUAUCUCCACUCAGGAAGGUGGUUGACCAAAAAA
Notechis scutatus (mainland tiger snake) is the source of this 1359-nucleotide messenger RNA. The record is from RefSeq and is a predicted model, not a curated record. Lineage: Eukaryota; Metazoa; Chordata; Lepidosauria; Squamata; Elapidae.